Messenger RNA from Zootoca vivipara (common lizard), 4278 nucleotides. The record is from RefSeq and is a predicted model, not a curated record. NCBI's taxonomy places the organism in Eukaryota, Metazoa, Chordata, Lepidosauria, Squamata, Lacertidae.
UGCUCAGUGGUCGGGAAGCUGCUUGGCAUGCAGAAGGGCGCAGGGUUCAAUCCCCGGCACCUCCGCGCAGGGCUGGGAAAUCAUGUCCCCCGCUUAAAAAGCUCUGGAGAGCCGCUGCCAGUCAGUGUCGGCGAGCUAGGUGGCUGUACACAAGGCAGCUUUCCAUGAGCUUAUGUGCCUGUGAUCCUUUACAGACACAAAGAUGUGAUGCUGGAUUAAAGAAGGGAUCAGAAACAUCUGGAAGAGGGCCACAGGCUCCCCAACCCCGAUUUCUUUGGCUGCUGUCCUUCUAUUAGAUCGAAAUUAAAGGAUGACAGUCACUGAUCUCCAGUUCCUUAGAGAGGUUUGCAUGUGGAAGAAGAAGCACAAAGGCAAUUUGAAGACACUGAGAAGUGCAAUUUUAAGGGAAUUGGGUUGCAACACCCUGACAUGGUUGUUAGCGGCCUGGUUUGGGCGGAAGGAUAAUGGGCACCGGAGAGUGUUGUUUUUGCAAGAGUUAACGUCACCUGCAAAAAAAGUGGGUGACUGCGCCUUCUUCCUGUCCUCCAGGUGAAAUGCUGCAGUGGCUUUUCUGGAUCCCAGCAACAACAUGCAGGAGAACUAUGAAAAUGUGAUCUCUCUGGCGGAGGAAAUUGCAAUCAGCUGGCCCCGGAUCACCGCAUUUGCCGAGUCUCACAGAAGAAGAGGAUUGGCACCUGUUUCCUUUCCCAGACCUCAGCAGUUAUUGGAUUCUCUCGUUGUUCCAGCAGAUGAUGGGAUGGUGAGUGAGAAUGAGAACGGGAACGAGGAGGAGGAGGAGGAGGCGGCACCACAGGACGGAGAAAGAGAGGGUGGAGGGGAUGUUGCCAUUGAGAAGGUGGAGGCCCAAAAGGAUCUCCCGCCGGAGAACACCAAGGAGUCUCUUGAGCCUGAGCUGAAAGCCAGCGAGGAAGGCCCAGACCAGGUGGCCUUAGAUGAGCGGCCAAGGAAGCCCCUGGGGAAGAGACAGGCCAAGUCGACCGUCCACCGCGCUUUCAAGAAGUUCUCCCCACGCAGCCACCACCACCACCACGGCCUGCUGGGCCACGCCGGUCGGUGCCACAGCUGCGGCAAGGGCUUCGGCUUCGGAAAGCGCUCCCGGCUGCACAGCGCCGCCGGCCUGGAGAAGCCCUACAAGUGCAGCGAGUGCGGCAAGGGCUUCCGGCUACACUCCACCCUGGCGACCCACCAGCGCCGCCACACCAGCACCAAGCCCUACCGCUGUGCCGAGUGCGGCAAGAGCUUCAGCGUCGGCUCGGCCUUCAUCCAGCAUCAGCGCACCCACGCGGGCAAGUGGUGCGGGCCCGGCCAGGCCAGGCCCUGCGAGUGCAAUGUGUGCGGCAAGAGCUUUGGGCUGCCGGCCCACCUCAUCAAACACCAGAAGCAGCACCUGGAGGAGAAGCCCUACAAGUGCCAGGAGUGCGGCAAGGGCUUCAACUGGAACUCUCACCUGGAGCGGCACCGCCGCAUCCACACCGGAGAGAAACCGUACGCCUGCGAGGACUGCGGGCGCGCUUUCGCCUGGAGCUCCCACCUGGAGCGCCACCGGCGGACACAUUUCGGUGGGCUCCAGAAGGCCUCCUCGUGCAGCUGUUGCAUGGCCGCAGCCGCCGCACCGGCCAGCAAAGCCAGCACCAAACCCUACCGGUGUGAUGACUGCGGCAAAGGCUUCAACAAGAACGCGGCCCUGUCCAAGCACCGCCGUGCUCACCAUGCCGCAGAGAAGCCCUACGUCUGCCAGGACUGUGGCAAGAGCUUCGGUCUGAACAGCGCCCUGCUGCAGCACCGGCGGACGCGGCACCCGGACGACUCGGCCAAGCCGUAUGCCUGUGGCGACUGUGGCAAGAGCUUCGCCUGGAGCUCCCACCUGGACCGGCACCGGCGCAUCCACGCCGGCGACAAGCCUUACCGAUGCGAGGACUGUGGGAAGGGCUUCUCCCAGAGCUCCCACUUGGAGCGGCACCAGCGGGUGCACAGGAGCACCGAGCGCCCACUAUGCCGCUGCGCCGAGUGUGGGUUCGCAGGGGCACGGCAGCAGCGUCGGCGAGGGGCCCUGCUGGCCUGUAAGUGCAGCGACUGUGGCAAGAGCUUCCUAUGGCGGCGCCCGGCCUGCAGCGAGUGCGGGAGGGGUGGGGGGGAGGGCGUGCGGCACCAAGGGACGCAGACGGGCGAGAAGCCCUACUCCUGCCUGGACUGCGGGAAGUGCUUCGCCCAGAACUCGGCUCUGGCCAAGCACCGGCGCAUGCACACCGGGGAGAAGCCGUACAAGUGCGCAGAAUGCGGGAAGAGCUUCGGCGUCCGCUCCAACCUGCUGAAGCACCAGCGCACACACCUGGGCGAGAAGCCCUACAAGUGCGCCGACUGCGGCAAGGGCUUCAUUCAGAAGUCCGACCUCACCAAGCACCGGCGCAUGCACACCGGCGAGAAGCCGUACCGCUGCGACGCCUGCGGCAAGUGCUUCAGCGUCAGCUCCAAUCUCAUCAAGCACCAGCGCAUCCACCUGGGCGAGAAGCCCUACGCCUGCGGGGAGUGCGGGAAGGCCUUCAUCCAGCGCUCCGAGCUCACCAUCCACCAGCGCACCCACACCGGGGAGAAGCCCUACAAGUGUGGCGUCUGCGGCAAGUGCUUCAGCCGCAGCUCCCACCUCAACCGGCACCAGCGCACCCACAGCAACAGCAAGGCCUCCUCGGCCGGCAGCGCCGGGGCGGCCCACACCACACUGCUGGCCGUCAGCGCUGCCAAACCUGCCGCUCCCCUGCCCGCCUCGGCCUUCUCAGCCUCCUUUGCUUCACCUGGGCCCCUGCCCGCCCUGCCUUCCUUCCCUGCUUCUCCAUCGUCCCUCCCAAUCCCUUCUUUGGACCUGCCCUGGGCCCUGUCCUUUCCUUCCCGAAGCUUCCCGCACCCCUCCUUCCCUUCCCCUGCCCCUUGAGGGGCCCAGGCCUCAUCUCUGAUCAACUAGCUUCUCCUUCCAGAAGUCAUAGAAUCAUAGAAUCAUAGAGUUGGAAGAGACCACAAGGGCCAUCCAGUCCAACCCCCUGCCAAGCAGGAAACACCAUCAAAGCAUUCUUGACAUAUGCCUGUCAAGCCUCUGCUUAAAGACCUCCAAAGAAGGAGACUCCACCACACUCCUUGGCAGCAAAUUCCACUGCCGAACAGCUCUUACUGUCAGGAAGUUCUUCCUAAUGUUUAGGUGGAAUCUUCUUUCUUGAAGUUUGAAUCCAUUGCUUCGUGUCCGCUCCUCUGGAGCAGCAGGAAACAAUCUUUCUCCCUCUUCCAUAUGACAUCCUUUCAUAUAUUUGAACAUGGCUAUCAUAUCACCCCUUAACCUUCUCUUCAAAGUCAUUGGACUUUGGCUCCCCUCAGCCCCAGAGCCAGCAUGACCAGUGGUCAGGGGAUGAUGGGAGUUGUAGUCCAGCAGGAUGGGGAAGGCUUCUCUCCGCACUCUGUUAUCCUCCCUUUUCCUGAGGAACUGGGACUCUCUUUUCCCUGGUGACACAGUUCAUAGGCUUCAUGUGUCGCCCUUCCUAUUCUCUGUUCCCUCUGAUCAGGCCCCAUAACAUCCUCCCUGUUGCCUUCCUGCCCUGCUUGGGGGCUUCUUAGAAACACCUGGUUAUCCUCUGUGGGGAACAGGAUGGUGUACUAGGUGGGCUUUUGGUCCAAAGCACCAGGGCUUUUCUUAACGCUCCUCAGCAUGGCUUCAGGUGUUUGCCUCAGAAAUUGGCCAUAUUCUGUUCCGUCCUUUUCUGCUCAGUGCCCUUUCCCAGCCGCCUCAUCUUCUCAGCCAGGUUCUUCCUUGGCAGGAGACAUUCCAACUCCUUUGUUUGUUACUCCUUUGCAGUCCUGUUUUAAAAUUUUCAGUAGUUCAGCUGGAAUAUCAUCACUUCCACUUGCCUUGUUAUUAGCAGUGCUUUCUAGGGCCCAUUUGACUUCACUCUCCUUGCAAGAUGUCUGGCUCAAGGUCAGCAACCACACCUCCAUAUCUUUCUGGUACAAUUCCUCUGUGUAUUCUUGCCACCUCUUCUUGAUGUCUUCUGCUUCGGUUAGGUCCUUUCCACUUUUGUCCUUUAUUAUGGUAAUCUUUGUAUGAAAUGUUCCUUUCAUAUCUCCAAUUUUCUUGAACAGAUCUCUAGUUUUUCCCAUUCUGUUAUUUUCAUCUAUUUCUUUGCAUUGCUCAUUUAAGAAGGCCCUCUUGUCUCUCCUUGCUAUUUUUUGGAAAUCUGCAUUCAAUUUCCUGUAUCUUUCACUAUCUCCCUUGCAUUU